This is a messenger RNA of Hevea brasiliensis (rubber tree), 2177 nucleotides long. Its product is annotated as serine/threonine-protein kinase STN7, chloroplastic. Gene Ontology annotation, molecular function: ATP binding; protein kinase activity. NCBI's taxonomy places the organism in Eukaryota, Viridiplantae, Streptophyta, Magnoliopsida, Malpighiales, Euphorbiaceae. The coding region runs from base 190 to 1911 and encodes 573 amino acids. The record is from RefSeq and is a predicted model, not a curated record. Gene Ontology annotation, biological process: protein phosphorylation. The transcript has 11 exons.
CUCCACAAAAAAAACCUGUAAUAACUGUCACUAUAAAAUCACCCCAAAAAAAUCACACAAAUCAAUCAGAGAAAAAAAUAAAUAAUUAAAUAAAAAGUGGUGGUCUAAAUUCGAAACAGAUUCAAAGUGAAACCAAAUCAGUUGUUUUGUACUUCUCCCCCUCAAACUGCAACUUCUUUCUGUGCUGUCAUGGCCACCGUUUCACCAGGUGGAGCUGCUGUUGUCCCGAUCAAACUCCAUACCCACAAACCAAGACUCUCCUCCCCAUUUCUUGGCAAGAAACUUAACCCCAAGCCUUCUCCCAGGACCAUACUCUCAACCCACAGAACACUUUCAGUUCUUGCAUCAGGAGGGGAAUUCUUCGAUGCCGUUCACAACUUCUUUUUGGGUGUUGGGGUUGGCCUACCAUGUACUGUGAUGGAGUGUGGUGAUAUCAUAUACAGAAGCACUCUGCCAAAGUCCAAUGGCUUGACCAUUACUGCUCCUGGUGCAGCUUUGGCUCUGGCUGCACUCUCUUAUCUUUGGGCUACUCCUGGUGUGGCUCCUGGCUUCUUUGAUAUGUUUUUUCUGGCUUUUGUUGAGAGGUUGUUUAGACCCACUUUCAGAAAGGAUGACUUUGUUUUGGGGAAGAAGUUGGGUGAGGGAGCCUUUGGAGUCGUUUACAGAGCUUCACUGGCUAAGAAGCCUUCUUCCAAGAAGGAAGGUGACUUGGUUUUGAAAAAGGCUACUGAAUAUGGGGCAGUGGAAAUUUGGAUGAACGAGCGUGUUCGAAGGGCUUGUGCAAGCAGCUGUGCAGAUUUUGUGUAUGGAUUUCUUGAGAGGUCAUCAAAGAAAGGUGGUGAAUAUUGGCUUAUAUGGCGUUUCGAAGGAGAGGUCACGCUUUAUGAUUUGAUGCAGAGUAAAGACUUCCCCUACAAUGUAGAGGCAAUGAUUCUCAAAGAGGUUCCGGACUUGCCUAAGGGAUUGGAAAGGGAAAACAGAAUCAUUCAAACUAUUAUGAGACAGAUUCUAUUUGCAUUGGAUGGUCUUCAUUCAACUGGGAUAGUGCAUAGGGAUAUUAAGCCGCAGAAUAUUAUUUUUUCCGAAGGGUCUCGUUCAUUCAAGAUAAUUGAUCUUGGAGCUGCUGCAGAUCUGCGAGUGGGAAUCAACUAUAUUCCAAAGGAGUUUCUUUUGGACCCAAGGUAUGCUGCACCAGAGCAAUACAUCAUGAGCACACAAACUCCGUCUGCACCAUCACCUCCAGUGGCAACUAUACUCUCCCCGGUGCUGUGGCAGAUGAAUUUGCCAGAUAGAUUUGAUAUUUACAGUGCUGGUCUAAUUUUCCUACAAAUGGCAUUUCCAGGAUUACACACUGACAGUAGCCUCAUACAGUUCAACCGUCAGUUAAAAAGAUGUGAUUAUGACUUAGCUGCCUGGAGAAAAAGUGUAGAGCCACGUGCUGGCCCUGAACUUCGAAGGGGCUUUGAGUUGCUGAAUUUAGAUGGGGGGAUAGGAUGGGAGCUUCUAAAAUCAAUGGUUCGAUACAAAGCACGACAAAGAAUAAGUGCGAAAGCAGCUUUAGCUCAUCCCUACUUUGAUCGAGAAGGACUGUUAGCUUUGUCUUUCAUGCAGAUUCUGAGGCUGCAACUCUUUCGUUCAACACAACAGGAUUAUGGGGAGGCUGCCAACUGGGUUAUUCAGCGAAUGGCAAAAUCUGGAACAGAGAAGGAUGGUGGCUUCACUGAGGCUCAGCUUCAAGAUCUUCGAGAAAGUGUGGAACCCAGAAAGAAGGCAGGUGCUCAAAGGAAUAUUCUUGCGUCAGCUCUUCGCCUUCAAAGGAAGAUAAUAAAAACAUUGAAUGAGAGCAUGGAUGAGCUUAGCAGACGCAGUAAGAGUGUAUGGUGGAGCAGGUGGAUCCCAAGAGAGGAAUGAGAAUUAAGCACUUAACAUCAGGCUCGUGCGACUUUCCUUGAACCUUGAUUGUCCAGAAGCCAGCUACCAAUUCUAACAAUCUAGCAUAUGCUGUUUUUGAAAAGGCAGUCUCACAGUAUUUUCUAGAAAAAUUUAUGUAUCCUUCUUCGUAUCUAAGAAUUAUUUUCGUACAUAAAAUAUUGCUGUGAAUGAACAAUGAGAUUACAAGAUCCAGUCAAAGCACAAUAAGAGAAAAAAAAAAAAAUCUUUUAUAACAUUUUGAUGAA